Molecule: messenger RNA, 420 nt
Organism: Amaranthus tricolor (Joseph's coat)
Lineage: Eukaryota; Viridiplantae; Streptophyta; Magnoliopsida; Caryophyllales; Amaranthaceae
Exons: 1
Coding region: 1-420 (139 amino acids)
Source: RefSeq, a predicted model, not a curated record
AUGGUGAAAAAUCGAUUUGGGAUAGAGGUCACUUAUAAGCUAGCAUGGGAGGAUUCAUAUUCUCUUCUUCCACGCUUUUUGAAAGCGUUGCAACAAUCUAACCCGGGCACAGUAGUUGAGUGGUUCUUUAAGGAAGACAAUGACGCGGGUGUGUAUGUACGUCCUAAUAUUAAAACCUUUCAACGUGUCUUUUGGGCCUUUAGACCUAGCAUAAAGGGCUUUAAGUUUUGUAAACCUUUGAUCGCCAUUGACGGUACACACUUGUAUGGUAAGUAUCGUCAUACCUUAUUGACUGCGAUUGCGCAAGAUGGUGAUAAGGGUAUCUUUUCACUUGCAUUUGCCUUGGUUGAGAAGGAAUGCAUAGCUGCGUGGUCUUGGUUUAUGGCGUGUAUUCGUAAGCAUGUAACACAAAAGAUGUGA